Messenger RNA from Sinocyclocheilus anshuiensis, 871 nucleotides. RefSeq names its product homologous-pairing protein 2 homolog. Gene Ontology annotation, molecular function: recombinase activator activity; double-stranded DNA binding. The transcript is spliced from 8 exons. The record is from RefSeq and is a predicted model, not a curated record. Gene Ontology annotation, cellular component: DNA recombinase auxiliary factor complex; condensed nuclear chromosome. Gene Ontology annotation, biological process: meiotic strand invasion involved in reciprocal meiotic recombination; meiotic joint molecule formation; homologous chromosome pairing at meiosis. Bases 117 to 758 code for a protein of 213 amino acids. Lineage: Eukaryota; Metazoa; Chordata; Actinopteri; Cypriniformes; Cyprinidae.
ACGUGCGUGUCGUCGUCACUGGUGCUCCCACAAUUCAACUCGGCGCGCGCGCGAAAGCUGCCUGAGGUAAACAACAGAAGAGUGCAGCUCGCUGACAGACCUAGACCGAGGAAACAAUGAGCAAAAAAGACAGUGCUGGUGUCGCACAGAUCCUCGCUUACCUGAAUGAGAAAAACAGACCCUAUAGUGCUCAGGAUGUCUUUACAAACCUACAGAAGCAGGGUGGUCUGGGUAAAACGGCUGUGGUCAAAGCAAUGGAGCAGCUGGCCCAGGAGGGAAAGAUUCAAGAGAAAGUCUAUGGAAAGCAGAAGAUCUACUUUGCAGAUCAGUCUCAGUUUGCGGAUGUGAGUGAUGCUGAACUUAAGGAGAUGGAUGCUCGUGUUGCACAACUCGGUGCUGAAGUACAGACCAUCUCACAGAGCUGCAGGCAGCUGGAUACAGAACUGAAGGAGCUGAACAGCUCAUUAACCACAGCAGAGAUGAAGGCACAGAUCCAGGAGCUGCAGGCAGAGUGCUCUGGGUACAGAGAGAGGCUGGAUAAAAUCAAGUCAGCUACAAACCAUGUGACCCCUGAGGAGAAGCAGAAGGUUUACAAGGAGAGAGAGACUUAUGUGAAGGAGUGGAGGAAGAGGAAGAGAAUGGUUACCGAUAUGGUUGGAUCUAUUUUGGAGGGGUACCCAAAGAGCAAGAAACAGUUUCUGGAGGAGGCUGGGAUUGAAACCGAUGAGGACCAUAAAGUGGCAAUGCCCAACAUCUGAUGGAGGACUCACUGAUUAAAUUCAGAUGCCGCCAACAUCGUUGCUGGGACACCAGACCUUUGGAAAGUAAUGUAGAGGAUUCUGGGACACUGAGAGAACUGUUUUGUUAAAAC